Trichomonas vaginalis G3 is the source of this 1575-nucleotide messenger RNA. RefSeq names its product regulation of tocopherol cyclase protein. The record is from RefSeq and is a predicted model, not a curated record. The transcript has a single exon. Lineage: Eukaryota; Parabasalia; Trichomonadida; Trichomonadidae. The coding region runs from base 1 to 1575 and encodes 524 amino acids.
AUGGUUGAAAUUUCAAUUGAAAAUCUAAGUAUUAAGCGUCCAUCAUGGGGCGAGUUCGUCGAGAACUAUAUCACAAAAGAGCUUAUGCCUCCUGUUACUUUAAAUCCUUUUCUUGGCGAUUUUUUAAUCCAUAAUACUCCUUUAUAUAAAGUUUCAAACACAAAUGUUUUGGAUGGAGUCUGGAAUGCUUUUAAUGGUAGUCUUAUUUCAUGGCUUCUCUCAAACAAAGACUCAAAAUUUAUUAUUCGUCAGGGCUUUGCAGGAUUAAAUCGUCUCCAUAGAUAUCAAACUGUUCGUACAAUUUCCAUAGCAGAUUACUUAGUUUCAAUUCUCUUUACAAAGUCAAAUCUUGGAAUUCAAUUUUUCUCUCUCGAAAACAGUAAAAAACGUGCAUUUCGUCGUUUUAAUCUAACGCUACAAAGAAAUGGCGGAAUAUAUAACGAAAAGAAACUUUUAAUAAAUACGAUUACAAAAGCUUUCAAUAUGGACGAAAAUAAAGAUGGCUUUGAAAAGGAAUCAGUUGCAUCUCAGAUACUUCAAGCUUCCACAGACUUUUAUGAUCAGCAAAAUCAAAAUUUACAAAUUCGCAAUAAAAUCUUUGAAAUUUUCGAAAAAGAUUUCAACAUUCCAGCAAGUUCGGUCAUUGAAUCAUUAGAUAAUCAGCCAACAAGAAACGAAAACGGACUUGUUACUUUUAAUGGAACUCUCACUGGAAAAAUACCGAUUUCUAUUACAGCAUUCUUACCUACGCAAAAGAGGAUGCAAACCAUUGACUUAAUUCCAUACUAUUGUUCAGAAUUUCUCUUUAAUUUACUUCCAUUCACCGGAACUUUCGCAAAUUACUCACAAGCCAUGAGAAAACGCCUCGAAUUCUCAAUGACCAAAGAAGCCAACGUAAGAAUUCAAUUAUUAACGAAAUUAGGUGUCAAAAUCCAAGGAUCUCCAGAAAAAAUCCUCGAAAACGCGGAUAAACAUGACUUCCCAUUUGAAAUUCCUGUUCCUAUACCAAAAUAUGUCAGUAAAAACAUGAUGAUCACAUCUCGUGUUCCAUCUGAGUCUCCUAACAUUAUUUCCAAGGAAUGGGUCUCCAAACUUGCUGAAGGAACUGCAAGAGCCAUGUUCGACUACAAUAUUUUGAUUCCAAACGUUUCAAAAUCAAAUAUUAUUUCCGAACAUGGAAAAGUUUCAUUAUUUAAGUUCUCUGGUGGUGUCAGACCAGAUCCAACAUACAUAAGGAAUGCUUCAAAGCUCAUUUCUUCAAAAAUUACAAAUAAUAUUUCUUUGAUUUCUGAAGCAAGCAAAGAUUUGAACAUCAAAUACCAUAAAUUAGAGUCAUUUGUACACAAACCAAGACAAAUUUCUGCGUUCUCUCUCUUUAAGAAGUAUCCACGCGAAAUUAUUUGCUCUUCCGAGUUAAUUAGCGGACUUAUCAACAAUGCACGCGAGGCCAAAUUGGAUGGUCAGAUCUUUGAACCAUUUGCCACAAGAAUUUCCAAGAUUGUUGGCGAAUCAAAUAUUCAACCUGAUAAGAUCGUUAAUUAUAUGAAUGAUAUUGUUUCUAGAAAGCUCGAAUAA